UGUGAGUGAGUUUUUGUGUGAGAGUGUGUGUGUGUGUGAGUGUGAGUUUGUGUGUAUCUGUCCACCUGGCCUGCUCCCUCUGGGGCCCCAUCAGAGUCAGGGCCUUGGAAAGGAAGGAGGAAGGGGGGCAGCCGUGGCCACAUCCCUGGGCACCGGGGCCCUCCCUGCCCGCCCCGGCGCCCGCACACACAUCACAGGGCUCAGAGCCCGGCCGCGUGCCCAGGAAAUGCAGCUCCCGCUCUCCCUCGCGGUUUCUUCCUCUCUGUCUGUCGCCAUCGCCUUUCAGGGCUCUCUUUCCUCUGCUGCGUUCGGCGGAGCUCGGGCUGCCAGAAACUGUCGGUUUGUUCUCUUUUUCCAGGCCCCCGGUGAGGUGAUGAGAAGCAGUGGUAGGAAGGAGAGCAGGGGGCGGAGGAUGAGGGGGCGGGGGCCCUGCCAGGGCUUCCCUCGCUGUUGAAAUGGGGCUGGUUUCCUUUCCAUUACCCACUGGCACUUUGUGGGGCUGAGGGCGAGGGCCUCCGUGCUCCAGGGCUGGCGGCCGCUGCCGAGCUCUCCCACAGCCGGGCCCGAGGAGCCGGCCCCGACCAUCGAGGCGGCCAUGGGGCCCUCCCGGAGCAACGGGCUGAUCUUCUGCAUGGGGCUGCUUCUCUGGACAUCACAGCAGUCGCCAGUGAAAACCGAAUACAGCCUUGGCUUUUGGCCAUUCCAGCUCUCGAGGCCAGAAGGAGAAAACGCCACUUUUAUCUGCAACGUCUCCAGCAAGUUAAAAACUCCCAUCUUAAACUGGUACCGAGAAAAGAAUGGCAGCCAGCCGGAGAAGUUAGCUGCCUACCCCAAAGACACGCCCAGCUCUCACCUGCAGGACAGGUACCACAUAGCCAUGAAGGGCGACAAGCGGCUCUACGAGAUGACCAUCUUGGGACUGCGGCUGAACGACAGCGGGAGAUACUUCUGCGGGAUUAUCAACAUCGAAACGCCGGCAGUGGAAGAGAGCGGUCGGUCAGAGCUCAAUGUGACAGAAAGAAUCAUGGUCCCGACCACAGCUCCUCCCGUCACCACCCCAGCACAGCCUGAAAAAUUCCCGUGGCUCAUUGUGGUGAUCCCGGUCGCGGUGGGGGCUGUUUUGCUGCUGCUGAUGCUCUGCUGGAUUCUGGUCGUGGUAGAAUUCCCGGGUCGAGGAGGGGCCGGGAACUCGGGGAGCAACAAGGACGCAAUGUCCAUGAAGAAGGCUGAGCCCUGCGUGCCGUCGGUGUCCACCGUGGUCUACGGUCAGCUGGACUUCCAGAGGGCCGAGGCCCUCAAACAGGGGGGGACCGGCUCGGACGAGCAGACGGAAUACGCCACCAUCAUCUUCCCGGAAGAGAAGGCUGCGUUUCCCGGCAGCUCUCCCCAUCGGAAGUGAGACGCUGCUGGCUUGGAGAGCGCCUUGCAGACCUCCGGAGCCGACGGCUUCCCGUCCCGUCUGAUGUAGGAGCAGACCGAGGCUCGCCGGGAUGGGUCUCCGGGUCUUCCCAGAGGCAGGCCGUCCCUUCCCACCUCCCCGCCACACUGCGCCUCCUGGGGGAACGGGCCCUGGCAGAGGGGGAUGUUUCCUGGCCCUUCAGAGAAGCAGAGCCGGCAGGGGCCCUGGAGAUCCAGCCCCUCAUUUUACAGGAGAGGAAAGAGGCCGGGAGAAGGGAAGGGACUCCCGCAGGACCCCUGCCAGGGCGGAGGGCAGCCCCCUUGCCAAAGCGGGCCGGGCGCUUCUGGUCUCAGGAGCUGCAGGGAAGAGUGAGCAGCACUACAGAGCCGGGAGGAGGUGACACCCUUCCCCCAAAUGGGCCUGACGGAGGCUCUCUUACCGAGAGUUAAUGCAAACUUUGUGGGCACAGGCUGCUAACUGUGAAAGUGAAAACCUUCAUGGGACUGAAGGUGGUGGGAGGCGAGGGCCCAGAGGGGAGCACCCUCCCUCUCACCUGCUCGGGGCUGUGCUAACCUGCAGCUGGAGGGGGGGGCAGGGGAGCUGGGCGGGGGAUGGAGCCUCUUCCCCCUCUCCCACCUGGAUCCUGCCCACUCCUCCGACUCCGCCCUUUGCCAUCCUCACCCCCAGCCCUGCCCAGGGACCUGCUCUCCCAAGCUCCCAGAUCACGGAUUCGGCUCCACCGGCCUACAGCUCCUUCCCAAUGUGGCAAAGCCACUUGGGAUUUCAUUAGCUCCUCAAGGUGCCUUCAAGGAUAAGGGUCCUGCAGGACCUCACUCCCCCUGCACACCGAUCCCCAGGAUGGCCCCUGCCUGCCCAGUGGCCCUCUGGGGCCUGCAGGACCUCGCUGCUCCCUCACACCGAUCCCUGGGGUAGCUCCUGGCCGCCCAGUGGCCCUCUGGGAGAGGACCUCGCUCCCCCUGCACGCCGAUCCCCGCGAUGGCUCCUGGCCACCCAGUGGCCCUCUGGGCUAGUCUCAGCCUGAUUAACAGCAAUGUAACUGAGUCUGGACUAACCUUUUCUUUAAAGAGGACUCAUCUUUUCAAUCCGAACACUCCAGAUCUGGAAGCCCCUUAUUCUUGAAUCUGUGUAUCCUGUAAUUUGGCUUCUUAAAGUUAUUAUUGUUAUUAUUAUUAUUUAUUUUAACGAGAGGUACAGCAGGGCCCCGCGUUCCUGGGCUCUUCCUGGGCACUACCACAGCUCUGACGGAGCCCCCAGGGCAGCGUGAGGCCUUGGGUUUAAGACGAGCUCUAAUUCUUUAGUUACUUUGCGUAUUUGCACUUGACCUUGGCCAGGGAAGACCACGGGCAGCCACUGAGCUGAAUCUGGCCUCCGGCUGCCUCCCGGGGACUUCUGGGAAGGCCAGAGAGAGACCUGGGAAAUCCUGCUCCGUUGACAUCCCCUAAUAUUUUCUGUAGCCCGUUCGGGCUUUGGUGCCUCAUUUCUUUGAGUUUGUUUCUCUAUUGUAAAUUUAAAAGAAACUCGACUCUGAAGCUG
Molecule: messenger RNA, 2953 nt
Organism: Antechinus flavipes (yellow-footed antechinus)
Lineage: Eukaryota; Metazoa; Chordata; Mammalia; Dasyuromorphia; Dasyuridae
Gene: PDCD1
Product: programmed cell death 1
Exons: 5
Coding region: 596-1399 (267 amino acids)
Biological process (GO): positive regulation of T cell apoptotic process; negative regulation of immune response
Cellular component (GO): membrane; external side of plasma membrane
Source: RefSeq, a predicted model, not a curated record